Molecule: messenger RNA, 554 nt
Organism: Closterium sp. NIES-65
Lineage: Eukaryota; Viridiplantae; Streptophyta; Zygnematophyceae; Desmidiales; Closteriaceae
Source: the annotation of a GenBank genome assembly
AUGCCAGGUCCGCUAGCGGCAGAGGAGGCGGCAGCGGCGGUUGCCGCGCAGAAUUCGCCGUCGAAUCCGGCAGUCGACGAGGAGGAGGGAUUGGGAGAUGACGUGGAGGAAGGCGAGGAAGCAGCAGAGGAGAAAGGGGCGGGAGGACAGAAGAGCAAGAAGAAGAAGAAAAAGAAGGGCAAGAAGGGAGGUGGGGCGCAGCAGCAGGGGCAGGAGGAGGGUGCGGGUGGGGCCGUGGAGAGUGGGCAGGCAGCAUCGAAAGAUGAAGGAGCAGGGGAGGGAGGGGCGGAAGGGGAGGGCGCUGAUGGUGGCGGAGCAGGGGAGAUCUGCGACUACAAGGACGACAACCUGUGGCGCAAGACAAGUGCAGAGAAGCGCGAGCAGGAGCGUCUAGAGUUCCCCAUCCUGAACGACCUCCGGCAGGCCGCGGAGGUGCAUCGGCAGUCGACUCAAAAGUCAUGUCGUUUGUUACCAUGGCACACGACACAGGAGCGGGUGGAGUUCCCAAUCCUCAAGGACCUCCGCCUCGCCAGGCUGCGGAGGUGCACCGGCUG